Penicillium nucicola is the source of this 1365-nucleotide messenger RNA. Its product is annotated as nucleoside transmembrane transporter FUN26. The record is from RefSeq and is a predicted model, not a curated record. Gene Ontology annotation, molecular function: nucleobase transmembrane transporter activity; nicotinamide riboside transmembrane transporter activity. The coding region runs from base 1 to 1365 and encodes 454 amino acids. Gene Ontology annotation, cellular component: fungal-type vacuole membrane; plasma membrane. Lineage: Eukaryota; Fungi; Ascomycota; Eurotiomycetes; Eurotiales; Aspergillaceae. The transcript is spliced from 2 exons. Gene Ontology annotation, biological process: nucleoside transmembrane transport.
AUGGACCGGAUACGCAGCCUCAUGGCCCGUCCAACGGCAUAUGAGCCAAUCAACGAGUCCGCGGAGGAUGCCGAUGGGACGAUACAAACGCAACAACGGGACGAACCUCAGUUCUCAAAAACAGAAUAUGGAAUUUUCUUCCUCCUAGGCAUAUCCAUGUUAUGGGCCUGGAACAUGUUCCUUGCCGCAGCACCAUAUUUCUACACUCGGUUCCAGUCUGAUGACUGGACAAUACUUCACUACCAACCAUCUAUUCUCUCAGUCUCGACCGUCACCAAUCUUGGAACUGCCUAUAUUCUAGCCAAGCUGCAGAAGAAUGCAUCGUACCCGUGGCGCAUAACGCUCUCGCUAUUGAUCAACUGCGCCGUGUUCACAAUCCUUGCUUUCUCAGCCGUCAUAUUUACCGAUGGGUCUGCGCGGGCGUACUUCGGCUUCCUGAUGGUAAUGGUCUUCGGAGCAAGCUUGGCAACGGGUAUCAACCAAAACGGCGUCUUCGCAUAUGUUUCUGGCUUUGGAAGAGACGAAUAUAUGCAGGCAAUCAUGAGUGGACAAGGUGUUGCAGGUGUGCUGCCUUGCAUCGUCCAAAUCUUCUCUGUGCUAGCCGUGCCGCCGAAUGGGGACAGUGUUGAUCGUGACGCGGGCCAGGAUCAAGACCCGAGUAUGCCGCAGACGACUUCAUCCAGAUCGGCUUUUGUAUACUUUAUUACGUCGACGGCGGUGUCGGUGAUUGCGCUAUUGGGUUUCCUCUACCUGCUCCGAAACCAACCUCAGUCCAGGCAAAAGACGACAAGAGCGGACGAUGAGUCUAUUGCGGAUGAGCAUGAGCAUUCCAAGACAGUCAGUCUGUGGACUUUGUUCGUUAAGCUGCGGUUCCUGGUGUUCGCUGUGUUCGUGUGCUUCUUGGUCUCUAUGGUCUUUCCUGUCUACACAGCGGAAGUUCAAUCCGUCAAUGACCCUACUACUUCACGGAUCUAUGAGUCCAGUGUCUUUAUUCCCCUGGCGUUCCUUGUGUGGAACCUCGGUGACUUAGCAGGCAGAAUGGGUGUGGCCUUUCCUGGGAUGUCCUUGGGCAAGUAUCCUCAGGCGGCUGCUAUUCUGGCAAUUGCACGGGUCAUUUUCAUUCCAAUCUACCAGCUUUGCAAUAUCAACGGAAAGGGUGCUGUUGUGAAGAGUGACCUUUUCUAUCUUGCUGUGCAAUUUUUGUUCGGCGCUACCAAUGGAUACCUGGGGACAAGCUGUAUGAUGGGUGCCAGCCAUUGGGUGGUUGCUGAUGAAAGGCCAGCUGCUGGUGGAUUUAUGAGCAUGGUACUUGUGGGUGGUUUAGCUGCUGGAAGCUUGUUAAGCUUCUCUGUUGCCAGUACAUGA